AUAAUUUUAAGUUUGUGUUUAUAUAGUGGUGUUUGUUUUUUUUUUUUGUAAUAGUAGUGUUUUAUUUAAGUUUUUUGUAUAAUGAUUUCUAUUGAUUAUGUGUGAUUUAAUUUGUUCUAAUUCUCAUACUCUUAAUAGCUUAAAUAAAAAAAUCUAAACUAUCAAUGAUUAAAAUAAUAAAUAAUGAUUUUCCAUAAUUCAAAUGGUUCUCAUUAAGUAUACUAAUACUAAUUAGAUAACAUUUACAAAUGUCGGCUGUUUUAUAAAACGGCCCCAGAGACAUGUCAGUCGCUUCGCUUGAAACGGCCCCCUAUUUAUAAAUAUACCCUAUGGAUCGUGCGAACUUCUCUUAAAUAUUUUGUCUAUGGCGAAAGAAAAGUCAUUUGUUUGACUUGACUGACGUUUACAUUAGCGUUCUUUUCGUCUCCGUUUACAUUUUUGAGAAAAGUUGUAGUAUUUAUGAAUUAAAUAUCUCUGAAAAGUUUGGCUUUCCUUAGUGUUCGCUGAUACCAUGGUAAAUUGAUAGAAGAAACAAAGUGAUCUACCAUGAGUAACAAUUUAGAGAAUGAAAGAACAAUUACUGCUGGCAAAAUGUAUCCAAUUGAUUUGGCACCACAGAAAAUCACUAUUGUGAAAAGUGUAUCCAAUUCCGAAGUGAAAAUGACUCACUUGAUCACAAGUCAACCCAAGACAACAGGUGCAGGUCAAAUAAUCUCUCACGCCGGGUCUAUGGGCUUGAUUCGUCCUGCCACUCAAAUUCUAGCUCCUGGCGUCGGUUCGCAACAACAGAUGAUUGUCAGUGGAUCCCCUAUCCUUCAAGGGACAUCAAUAGUGAGCCAGGGCUCUCAGCUCUUGGGGCAGAGUUCCCAGAUCAUCACUCCACAGUUGCUCAGUGGCCAGAUAUUGCAGCCUGCAACACAGAUCAUUAGCCAGGGGACUCAGCUGUCUGUGCAAGUGUCUAGUUCCAGCCCUAGUGUGCAAGUCAGUGUGGCCUCACCAGUUAGCGGAACACAGGUGUUGAAUGUGGGCAGCCUGGGCGGACAACUAGUCACGGGGACUGGUAACCUGGUGGUGAGCUCCUCAGUGCGCACACUGCCGCAGAGCGUGCGCGUUUUGCCGCCUCUGCCCCACCACAAUACCAGACCAGUUUUGACAAGCGGCGCCCCUCAUAGCGGUGGAGUGUUGGUGAGCAAGACGGUGUCUGCCCACGCGCCGGUCAGCAAGGCGCCCGCCAGCCACGUGCCGCGCGGGCUCGCCGCGGGCGCCUCGCUGGCGCUGCGCCCCGCCCAGCCGGCCCAAGGUUGGUCGGGCGGGCGCGCUCGCGGCGCGCUGGUGUACAACGCGCGCGGCGCCGCGCCGCGGGCCCCGGCCGCGCCGCCGCAGGUCACGUCGCCGCAGCACUCCGCCAUCGUCACGCUGCCCAACACCACCGUGCUCGCAUCGAGCCUCUCAACCGGCGUGAUCGCGGGUGCAGUGCGCGCGCCGGCCGCUCGCCCUCUUCCGCUGCUUACAAGAAACUACCAGCCUGCUAAGGUGGUUGGUGUUGGUGUGGGUAACAGCGCGCCUCCACAGUUAUACUACGAGGUGCCCCGCGCGCCGCAAGCCCAGCCGCGCCUGCAGCCGCUCGCGCCGCCGCAGCCGCCGGCGCAGCCCCCGCCGCACUCGCAACCCCAGCCCCAACCGCAGCCGCAGCCGCUAGUGACGUCUGUGAGCGUAGUGAACGCGGUGCAGGCGCUGACGGAGAUCCGCGGCGCGGCGAUGGCUGCGGUGGCGCCGGCGCAGCCGCCCGGCGCGCCCCGCCCGUCCAUACUGAGGAAACGGGACGCUGAGGGGUCGCCCACAAAGCAAGCCGCGCUGUACGGGCGGCCGGGCUGGGAAGACGUGCCGGCGGGCGGCGGCGGCUCGGGCUCGGGCGGCUCCACCACCAUGUCGGCCAGCUCCUCGCCCGCGCCCGACACGCCGCCCGACCCGCACCCCGACCUGUCGCCCAGGAAGAAGCCGCGCAAGCAGAUGCUAACCAAUGACGUCCGACAAUGCGAGUUCCCCGCCGAGGAUGCGCCCCCCACACCACCCGCCGUCGAGGUGAAGCCGCCACCGAAAAGGCCCCUGCUGAGCUCGAGCUACGUGUGCGGCUGGCGCGCCACGGCGCUGCACUUCGCGCGGCCGGGCGACGUGCGGCGCCGCGAGCCCCGCGCGCGCGACAUCCUGGCCAUCGCCUCGCAGCGCCACGUGCUCGGCACCGCCGACGGCUGGAAGGUGCACCAUCUCACCGCGCAGAUGGACGACUUGGUGUCGCUGGAGGCGGACGUGGGCUCGCAGCUGGCGGGCGUGCUGCGCGCGCUGGAGGCGCUGCCGAGCCGCGCCACCGCCGCGCUGCAGCCGCACUCGCACACGCUCCUCGAGCUGCUCAAGGGCAACAUUCAAAGAAGCAAGAUAGUCUGCGAAGGGAUUCAGGAAGCCCGCGAAGACAUCCUCCGAGUAUUCACACACCGGAACUUCGUGUCCGACAUUCUGACGCGGCAGGCUGACAAACGGAGUUUCCGGAAACACAGAUCGCAGUCAUAAUUAAUUGGCAACACCACGAAAAUACACCGCGUAUUGAGCUCUAAUGACAUUGGCUGAAAGUCAAUUAUCAUAUACACGGUUAUUUUCGUGGUACUAUAAUAAACUUGAGUCCUAAUGCUAUUACUUCUGUAAUUUGCAUAGCAUAAUAAAUAUACCGCACAUUAGGCAUCCUUGUCUUACUUGUGCAAUACGAAUUUGAUGAAAAAGCGAUGCUAUUUAUGUGAUUCACAGGGUUGAGAAAUCACCCCUGUGUUUCGACCGAAAAAUAAGGGCGGCCGCAAAUGUCCAAUUGUUGGCAAAACUGCCCCUAUGAUAAUUCCUAAAGGCGACCACGUUGGACUGUGAGAUCUGACAAUGUCUGAAGAAGCAGCUAAUAAAGUUGACGAUAGUUAUUUGAUUGCAAAAUAAAUAUUGUGGACACUCCAUUGAAUGUGAGUUUCCUAAAUCUAUUUACAUAUUGCAGAAUGUACUAGCAUAAGUUCCUGUUGUAAAUAGUGUAAAGAAUGUGUAUGUACAUUAAGUAAUUCUAUAUGAGUAUUAAUUUUAUGAGAAGAGAAUGCCUUGGAAAAUGAGUUUUACUUGUGAUUUUGAUUAAAUAGAUAAACAUAAUAAAGAUUAUUUGAUAUAA
Messenger RNA from Cydia pomonella (codling moth), 3193 nucleotides. RefSeq names its product BRD4-interacting chromatin-remodeling complex-associated protein (gene Sap130). The transcript is spliced from 13 exons. Gene Ontology annotation, biological process: negative regulation of transcription by RNA polymerase II. NCBI's taxonomy places the organism in Eukaryota, Metazoa, Arthropoda, Insecta, Lepidoptera, Tortricidae. Bases 547 to 2565 code for a protein of 672 amino acids. Gene Ontology annotation, cellular component: Sin3-type complex. The record is from RefSeq and is a predicted model, not a curated record.